AUGGCACUACCACCACAGCUAUCUCGCGCACUAGAAAACUUCAGAGACCAAGCCAAGGAUGCACUGUGGGCGCUGUCGUCGUGCCUGUGCCAGCAAACGCCCAAAGUCAAGAUCAACGGACGGACGUUUCAAAUUAUCAAGGUGCUUGGGGAAGGCGGGUUCUCGUUCGUGUAUCUCGCACAGGAUGAGGAUAGUGGGAGACAAUUCGCUCUAAAGAAGAUUCGAUGUCCAACAGGUGCGCAGGGCGUGAAAGAGGCGAUGAGAGAAGUGGAGGCAUACCGGAGAUUCAAACAUCCUAACAUCAUCCGAAUCAUGGACUCAGCUGUUGUCCAAGACCCCGAGGGCGAGGGUCAAAUCGUCUACCUCUUCCUGCCUCUUUACAAGCGCGGAAACCUGCAAGACGCUAUCAACGCUAACGUCGUACAUGGACGACACUUCCCUGAACAAGACAUGGUCCGCCUGUUCCGCGGGACCUGUCUCGCCGUACGCGCUAUGCAUGAGUACCGACCCACCACCCCACGCUCCGCUGCCGCCGCCAAAAACUUGAAGUCUACAUCCACUGGCAAAGCUCGAGCAAAUGAAAACGAUGCCGACGACGAAGAUGACGACGCGCGCUUUCCGCAGGCAGAAGGCGACGCAGAGGGUGGGUACUCGUACGACGGUGGUGCAUCUGCGAGCAUGCCGCUUGUGUCGCGGAGGCUUCAAGAUGAGGAGCCGGAUGUAGUGUUUGACGGUGAUGAGGAGGUGGAAAAUGCGCAGCAGCAGGGGAACGCACUGGAAAUUGUGCCGUAUGCGCAUCGAGAUUUGAAGCCAGGGAAUGUGAUGAUUGCGGACGACGGCAAGACGCCUAUUCUUAUGGAUUUUGGAAGCACGAUGAUGGCGCGGGUGCAUAUUGAGAACCGGUCACAGGCGCUGUUGCAGCAGGAUAUCGCAGCGGAACAGAGCACAAUGGCGUACCGCGCGCCUGAACUGUUCGACGUCAAAACAGGACAGACUAUCGAUGAGAAAGUUGAUAUUUGGUCACUUGGAUGCACGCUUUAUGCACUCGCAUACUCUCAUUCACCAUUCGAAAAUACCCAGACGACUGAGCAGGGUGGCUCGAUAGCAAUGGCUGUCCUCAAUGCACAGUAUAAACACCCGCAGUCUGCGUAUUCGCAGGGGCUCAGGGAUCUGAUUGAUAGCAUGCUCAAAGUAAAUCCUGCGGAGAGGCCGGAUAUCAAUCAGGUUAUUCAGAUGACGGAUAGAGUGCUUCAGAGCUUGGCUUGA
Molecule: messenger RNA, 1266 nt
Organism: Psilocybe cubensis
Lineage: Eukaryota; Fungi; Basidiomycota; Agaricomycetes; Agaricales; Agrocybaceae
Exons: 10
Coding region: 1-1266 (421 amino acids)
Biological process (GO): vacuolar protein processing; protein phosphorylation; regulation of vacuole fusion, non-autophagic
Cellular component (GO): cytoplasm; Golgi apparatus
Molecular function (GO): protein serine/threonine kinase activity; ATP binding
Source: RefSeq, a predicted model, not a curated record